Lates calcarifer (barramundi perch) is the source of this 4210-nucleotide messenger RNA. RefSeq names its product solute carrier family 7 member 8a (gene slc7a8a). The record is from RefSeq and is a predicted model, not a curated record. Gene Ontology annotation, cellular component: membrane. The transcript has 12 exons. The coding region runs from base 575 to 2158 and encodes 527 amino acids. Gene Ontology annotation, biological process: neutral amino acid transport; amino acid transmembrane transport. NCBI's taxonomy places the organism in Eukaryota, Metazoa, Chordata, Actinopteri, Centropomidae. Gene Ontology annotation, molecular function: L-amino acid transmembrane transporter activity; neutral L-amino acid transmembrane transporter activity.
GUAUAUUUACUCAAAUGCAACCUCUCUUCUCUAAGGUGAACACAGGUUGGAUGUUUACGGGCUAGACCUGAGCAACUUUUACAAGACUUUCUUCUGGUUUUCGCUCGCUGCCGGAGCUGAUUGUGUCUGCAGAGAGGAUGCCUUUGUGUCUUCAGCUCACACCUGGAACAAGGAAACAGUGAGGGCUGCUUGUUGUGUUGAUGAGCUUUUUUUUUCAAAGUGAAGGACUAAGUUACUUGCCUUUUGUUACUUUAAAGGAAUGACAUUGGAAUAUGCGCUUUUUGCUCGAUAAUUCAGACCUGUAGCACCACCUGUGAGACCGGCAGGCACCAUUACAACACCGCUUCGCUGUGAAAGAAGCGAUAGAGCUGCGGUCCGAAGACAGGACGCCGACUUUAAGCACAAGAUAAGACGGUCUCAGUGAGCGUGGUUUUACGCACGCACAGGAGACGUUCGAGCGCGAGGGGCAGCAUCAGGUGCUGAGAGGUGGGGAACAGAAGACACACAUUACCACCACCACCACCACCAACAACAACAACAACAAAAAGCUUGGUAGCUGAGUUCAGCCAUCAAAAUGACGGACGGUCCGAGACAACGGAGCAGCACGGCGGGGUCCUCCAAAGAUGCUGCCGGUGGGACCGAGUCCGGGGGAGGAGUUGCGCUCAAGAAGGAAAUCGGGCUUGUGAGCGCCUGCGGUAUUAUUGUUGGUAACAUCAUCGGCUCAGGUAUCUUCGUCAGCCCAAAGGGAGUGAUGGAGAACGCCAGCUCCGUGGGCGUGGCCCUGAUCGUGUGGAUCAUCACGGGAAUCAUCACCGCCAUCGGAGCUCUGUGCUACGCUGAGCUGGGCGUCACCAUCCCCAAGUCGGGAGGAGACUACUCCUACGUCAAGGACAUCUUUGGAGGGCUGGCUGGGUUCCUGCGUCUAUGGAUCGCCGUGCUGGUCAUCUACCCGACCAACCAGGCCGUGAUCGCCCUGACGUUCUCCAACUACGUCCUGCAGCCUCUGUUCCCCACCUGCUUCCCCCCGGAGAACGGCCUCCGUCUGCUGGCUGCCGUCUGCCUCUUGCUGCUGACAUGGGUGAACUGCUCCAGCGUGCGAUGGGCCACCAGGGUGCAGGACAUCUUCACCGCGGGCAAACUGCUGGCGCUCGCCCUCAUCAUCAUCAUGGGCAUCGUGCAGAUCUGCAAGGGAGACUACUACUGGUUGGAGCCAGCCAAUGCCUUUGAGCCCUUCCAGGAGUACGAUGUGGGUUUGAUAGCCUUAGCCUUUCUACAAGGCUCCUUCGCCUAUGGAGGGUGGAACUUCCUCAACUAUGUCACAGAGGAGCUGGUGGACCCUUAUGUAAACCUUCCUCGUGCCAUCUUUAUCUCCAUCCCCCUUGUGACCUUCGUCUACGUCUUUGCCAACAUCGCCUAUGUCACCGCCAUGAGCCCCCAGGAGCUGCUCGCCUCAAACGCUGUUGCCGUGACGUUUGGUGAGAAGCUGCUGGGAGUCAUGGCGUGGAUCAUGCCCAUCUCUGUGGCUCUGUCCACCUUUGGAGGUGUCAACGGUUCCCUCUUUACCUCUUCAAGAUUGUUCUUUGCUGGAGCCAGAGAGGGCCACCUCCCCAGUCUGCUGGCCAUGAUUCAUGUAAAACGCUGCACUCCCAUCCCUGCUCUGCUCUUCACUUGUCUGUCCACUCUUCUUAUGCUGUGCACCAGUGACAUGUAUACUCUCAUCAACUACGUGGGCUUCAUCAACUACCUCUUCUAUGGAGUCACUGUCGCUGGGCAGAUUGUCCUGCGUAUCAAGCAGCCCAACAUGCACCGGCCAAUCAAGGUCAGCCUGAUAUGGCCGGUUAUUUACCUCAUCUUCUGGGCCUUCUUGCUCAUCUUCUCCCUUUACUCUGAACCCGUGGUGUGUGGCAUCGGCCUGGCCAUCAUGCUGACUGGUGUCCCCGUUUAUUUCCUGGGAGUCUACUGGGACAACAAACCACAGUGCUUUGACGCCUUCGUUAACAAGAUGACAUACUUGGGCCAGAAGUUUUGUGUGGUGGUUUAUCCGGCCGAAAGCGACAGCAGCAGCAGCGGGAGCGGAGAGGAAGGAGAGGAAAUGAAGGAGGCCAGGUCUCCUCUGUCCAAGGAGGACGGAGACAACCACAAGUCAGCAGACUGCUAAGGCCCACAUCUUUAUCGCCCACCUUCCCCAAAAUAAAAAGACAAAAACAGACGCACAUGCGGGGCGCACAAAGACACGGGCAAACAUACAUCACAGUUUGCAGUGGAAUUUACUGAUCAACACUCGUGCCCCCACACCAUGUCUUUUUCUUGUCUAUUUUUAUUUGGUUUUUAGCAUCGUAUCAAUCAAUAAUUUCAGUGCCAAAUAUAGUGUGAGACGUUUAGAGUAACAUAACCUCAAACUUUACUAUUUGGGGUCCUUCAAAGGUGCAAUAAAGAAAGGUUAGUACCUUCCAACUCCUCAGUACAUGCUUAAACAGACACAUUUACCCAUUUACUACUCUUCAUCAUCAUCGUCAUCCCCCUGCUUCUGAUCCUCCCUCUCCCCCUCCACACACUCUCUGCACACUCCUACUGUAAGAGCGACAUUUUUUUUUUUUUUUUAGUAUUUUUUUAUUAUUAUCAAAAGACUCUUACUGUACUAAGAUGGCGACGCAAACACUUUUUGUUUGUUGUUUUGUUCUUUUUUUUUUGCCACAUUGUAAAAUUUGCUUUGUCAUACAUUCAACACACCAAAGCUGUAUUUUGAUUGUCGAAGCAGAAAAUCAGAUUCAGAUCAACUCAUUUCAUGUCGUGAAGUACACUAAGUACUGUGUUGUGUUUUUAAAGGUGACUGUGAUUCCAAAAUGUUUCUCGCUAUCUCUUUCUUUUUUUUGUAAUUGUGAUAAUUGUUUAUAUUAUUUGCCUUUUGUUGUCAUUUUAGUUUUAAUAUGUUAAUUUUAGUUUUGUUGAUAUUCUUUUUUCUAUUCAACAUCAUAUUCAUCUGGGCCUGUUUUUUACUCUUGAAACUGCAAAGGUGUACACCUGAAAGAUGAUGUGUGAAUGUGCUGGUAAAUGCACAAUCCUUGUUAAUUGCCUUAAUUAGAAUAUAUUCUGUAUGUGAGUUCCAUUAUAGCUGUGUUUUGAGUGAGGUAGAGAGAAGGUUAAUCCUCAUACUUGGGGUAAUUUUUCUAAAAAGCAACAAAAAAGUCAGUUUUAUGGACACUACACAAGUAAUUUACCUGUUGAAACUGCAGGUCCAGCAGGGGCGUAGACGACUAGAAAGAAUAAAUAGGCACGACACUGAUAGUUUUCACCACCACAUUUGCAUCAUUAAUGUGCAAAUCCCUACACCGACACAUGUGAAUGCCCGUGUGAAAAGAGUUUAAAAAAGGCAUUGACUGUCUUUCAAGUAUUUUUGUAGCUUAACAUCUAGCUGUCUAGAUAUUUUUUGUGCUUAAUUUAGGGUGUAGAAAAGAAAACUAUUUUUUUUUAGUCUUACAGUUAAUUUAGAAAUUAUUUUAUAGUGCAAUAUUAGUACAGACACCAGCAAAAACUGAACAUGCACCCCUGAAUGAACCCGUACUGUGUUGUCUGGUUAUAGUUAUAUAUCUAUUCUUAUGCUGUAUAUUAUAGUAACAACACUCCUUCAUACAUAAACACACCUAAUAUACUUAAAUGUCUUCAGUCUUUCUACAAACUGUUAGUGUCUCAGGGCAUCCCCUUUGCCUUCUCCUUACAUACACUGCCUAAAACCUCCAGACCAUGAAAACUCAACAGAUCUGACUCAUUGCGUCUAUGAAAUCCAGUCUGUUAGUGCUAAAUGUCUGUACUGGUGCUUUUAGAUAUUUAUUUCCUCAGGAGUCUCAAUAUCUCCCAAAAGAAGAAGAAGAAAAAACUCACAGAGGAUGACAGGUGUUAAAUCACCAUUAACGUUGGGCCAGUACUGUAAAGGUUGCUCUUAUUAAACUCUAAGGGGAACAGGGUGUCUUGGAUGUCUUUACAAGUACAAUGAUUGUGUGUUGUGCCUGUAUGGUUCUUGUGUAUUUUCAGUAUGCAAAGAUGUCAUGACAGUCUGUAUAUUGUCUCUUAGUAAAUAAAAACCACUGACUAAUGUUUGAAAUUGUAAUUCAGGGCCUCAUUUAUAUAAAACCAAACCCUCCUUGUCUUUAUCUUUGUUCCACUGUCCCAUCAUUUGAAAUAAUGUCAUUAAAUUCUUAUUUCUUUCAAUGCA